AUGAUUUCAUUGUUGUUUCCGCGGUCGCCUUUGUGCACAGCAGCCAUAGUAUUCUACACUUGUGUUUGCAUUCCCUUUUGGAGGAUGAAGAAGGAGUGUGGAGAUGCAGAAGCGCAUGAUGAUGACGGUUACCACCUAACGGGUGUGAUGUUCGGGGACAAGGAAAAGGAGGAAAUUUGCUGCCCCAUAUGCCUUGUGGAGUUUGAGGCUGAGGAUGUGGUGACCCAUCUCCCUAGAUGCGCUCAUCUCUUCCAUAUCCAUUGCAUUGAACCUUGGCUUCUCCGUGGCCAUCUCACUUGCCCUCUCUGCAGAUCAUUUGUCUUGUCUCCUACUUGUCCAACCCAUAAUGCCAAUACUAAUGCUCCCUCCUACUCCUCUUCCACCUUGUAUCUCUCUUUCUUGUUCCUUUUCUGCCUCUUUCUCCAUCUAAUUGGAUACUUGUAG
Arabis nemorensis is the source of this 444-nucleotide messenger RNA. The record is from the annotation of a GenBank genome assembly. Lineage: Eukaryota; Viridiplantae; Streptophyta; Magnoliopsida; Brassicales; Brassicaceae.